Messenger RNA from Phanerochaete carnosa HHB-10118-sp, 1112 nucleotides. RefSeq lists its product as uncharacterized. The transcript has 5 exons. The record is from RefSeq and is a predicted model, not a curated record. NCBI's taxonomy places the organism in Eukaryota, Fungi, Basidiomycota, Agaricomycetes, Polyporales, Phanerochaetaceae. The coding region runs from base 1 to 1029 and encodes 342 amino acids. Gene Ontology annotation, molecular function: oxidoreductase activity, acting on the CH-CH group of donors, NAD or NADP as acceptor.
AUGGCUCCUGUCAAGAAUGGUCGUCUUCUCUUUAAUGAUAUUCCCUCAGGCUACCCCGAACCUGGCAAGACCACCAUCUACGACGAGUCCGAGACGAUUGAUCUCGACAGUGUCUCCUUGAACGGCGGCUUCCUCGUCAAGACUCUCGUUCUCUCCGCUGAUCCUUACCUCCGUGCCAGGAUGCGGGACCCCAAGGUCGAGAGCUUCGUACCCGCUUUCGAGAAGGGCCAGCCGAUCUCCAAUUUCGGUGUUGGUGUCGUCCUGCGCUCUGAGAACAAGGCUAUCAAGGCUGGAGACCACGUCCAUGGCCUUUUCCCCUUCAAAAAGUACAUCACCCUUCCCAACCUCGAAGGCUCCCGCAUCCUCGAGAACAAGGAGCGUCUCCCAUGGUCUGCGUAUGUUGGGGUCGCCGGCAUGCCUGGCCAGACCGCCUACGCUGCCUGGAAGGAGUACGCCCAGGCGAGGAAGGGCGAGACCGUCUUUGUCACGGCGGCAUCUGGCCCUAUCGGCUCGCUCAUCGUCCAAUUCGCGAACGCCGACGGCAUGAAGGUCAUCGCCUCUGCCGGCUCCGACGAAAAGGUCGCAUUCGUCAAGAGCCUCGGAGCAGACGUCGUGUUCAACUACAAGAAGACGAAGACGGCCGAUGUACUGGCAAAGGAAGGCCCCAUCAAUGUCUACUGGGACAACGUCGGCGGCGAGUCGCUCGAUGCCGCUCUUGCAAACGCGGCAAAGCACGCCCGAUUCGUGGAGUGUGGCUACAUCACUGGCUACAAUGGCGAGGGGACGCCGGUGAAGAACAUGGCGGUGGUCUUCGGGAAGGAGAUCACGCUCUACGGCUUCCUUGUCUUCUCGCUCCUGCCCAAGUAUGGAGAGGACUUUUACCGCGAAAUCCCGGCGCGCGUCGCCAAGGGCGAGCUCAGGUAUAUCGAGGAUGCCAAGAAGGGCCUCGAGUGGGCCGGCCAUGCCAUCCUGGAGAAUCAGCAGGGCAAAAACCAUGGGAAGAGCGUGAUUAUCGUCGCUGAGGAAUAAAUAAACGCGACGAGUAGCCCGUGAUCGGAAUGUAACAUUAGCAUCAAAGUGUUGUACGCUGUCUACAGACUUAUAACGCAAGA